AUGUUACGGGAUAGCUCCCCCAAGGAGAGCGCACAGGGCCUGGUGGGAAUCCCCCAUGGCGCCUCUGCCCGCCACAUGAAGGGCUGCGCCUCGGACACGGACUACGACGUGCCUCUGCCGCUGGGGAGAUGCGGCCCGCAGGGCAGGGAGCCGCCGCUGCUUUGGAUUGCGCUGGUGGUCCACGGGGGCUGCAACUUCAAGGACAAAGUCACCAACGCGGCCCGGAAGCGGGCGGUGGCCGUGGUGAUCUACAAUGAGCCCCGCUUCGGCAACGCCACUGUCUCCAUGUCCCACCUCGGAACGGGAAAUACAGUGGUAAUUAUGGUUGGAUAUCCAAAAGGGAUAGAAAUUUUGGAGCCAGUACGCAGAGGGAUUCCAGUAAAAAUGACCAUUGGUGUUGGCACACGACAUGUGCAAGAAUAUAUCAGUGGACAAUCAGUUGUGUUUGUGGCCAUUGCUUUUAUCACCAUGAUGAUUAUAUCACUAGCUUGGCUCAUAUUUUAUUAUAUCCAACGUUUUUUAUACACGGGGUCACAAUUUGGAAGCCAGGGCCACAGAAAGGAAACCAAGAAAGUGAUCAAUCAGCUUCAGUUGCAUACUGUGAAGCAUGUAGACAAGGGUUUAGAUGUUGAUGCAGAAAACUGUGCUGUGUGUAUUGAAAACUAUAAACCGAAAGACAUUGUCCGGAUUCUGCCAUGCAAGCAUAUCUUUCAUAGGACGUGCAUUGACCCCUGGUUGUUGGACCACAGAACUUGUCCAAUGUGUAAACUAGAUGUCAUAAAAGCUCUGGGAUAUUGGGGUGACCCUGAAGAUGCACUUGAAGUUCCAAUACCUGAAUCAAUAAGUGGCAGUGUAUCAGUAGGAAGUUUGAGUAUUGCUUUACAAGAAGAUGAUAGAAAUGAAGUAAGCGAUUUGUCAGCCUCUUCAACCAAUGAAUCUGUGUUACAAUGUAACAGUUUAAAGGAGGAUGCAGGUGAAACCACAGCAUUACUUGACAUGGACGGCAGUGAUAGUCGGCAUGGAGAACAUCUGUCUAAUGGAAAUUCCCACUGAAAAGCUUCAUGGAAGACUGAUUAGACUGCUUAAAGAACUUUUUAUUUAAUUUAGUAUGAACUUUGGCCUAGUUGAUGGAAAAAUAACAAUGUAAUUUAUUUUAUCUUGAGAACUUUUCUAGUUAAUGUUCCAAAAGGGCUAAUAACUAAGAAUUUUGUAUAAAAAGGAUUUUUUAAACUAGUCUGUCUGAUCCUAUGAAAGAUGCAAUACAUCUGAUAUAAGAAUUAUUCAAUGUUGGUGUGUUCCAGAGGGCUGUAGCACAGAUGAAGACUAGGAUGAGAGAACAGAAUAUAAAAAGUUGUAUGGAUAAAUGUUGGUUACACUGUUUGUUUAGCAUGUACAUAAAGCUGAAAGCAUUUUCAACACUACAUUUUAUUAAACGAUACUUUAAAAAAAGCUGGAUGUUUAAGCAGCAUGCAAAAUAGAUUGUGAAACUAUCAAAUAAUUCCUUUGAUAUUAUAUAGCAUCUUCCACUCACCACUGGAUGAAAAAAUAAUUGAUGGCAAUUUUCUUAGAAAACACUAAGAACCAUUGAUAUUAACUCAGAGCUGAGUACCUACAUUUUUUUCAUCUCAUUAACUUCUAUGCUGAAUUUGGCAGAAAUGACUAACUUCAGUGUCUUUGCUGGAUAGUGUUAACAUGCUGAGCGUGUUGAUUCAUCUAGCAUCCAUGUCAAUUACCUCUCUCUCAAUCUUUAACUCACUAAAACAGAGUAGAAAAGGGCUAUUAUGGCUAGGGUAUUUCUGUUUUAGACUUCCCUGAUUUCCCUCUUAAACAUUCUCUUGCCCUCAUUUCCAUGUGCACAAACUGGGAUCCCUUAGGAUUUUUUAUGAAGUUAGGGGUCUUUGCUUUUGUCUCAAAAUAGGAAAUUCCUUUUGGCUAUUUUCCAUUAUGACUUUAAAUCGGAGUUGUCGUUAGUUUUAUUUCUUUGCUAGAUUAGCAGUAUUGUGCCUUAUGUUUUUUUAAAAGCAUUUAUUACUAAACCCAAAACAUCAGAGAUGAAAUAUAAAGCCCCGCUUCUUUUUGACCUCUUGUUCAGAUAUCUACAUCAAUAGGCAGUACAAGGAAAUGCUAAAUUGUUUUAUAAAAAAACUAUGUAUAUUUACAGUACUGUAUACAUUUUAAUAGUGUUGAAUUCUUAGGCUUUUAGUACUGUCAUGUUAUAAAUGAAUGUAUAUGAUACAUUCCUCAGUUUUGUAAGAUUGCUUAAUUGGUGUCUUUUGCCAGACAUUUGUUGAAGUGCACUUUGUUUCUAAAACAAUGUGUAUUUGGAAUGUUUUUUAGAAAAUGAAAAUAUGCAAUCCUUUUCUAAUCUGUACUGUGCUUCGACUGGAGCAGAAAUUUUAUUUUAGAAUGUAUGUUCCAGAAAUGAAGGGGUUUUCAACUGGGAAAAAAAUUCUGAGUAUUUACUUUACCAAGAAGUUCAUCAAAUACUUGUUUCUCCAAAAUAUUCUUAGUAGUAGUACCUUUUAAAGAUCUGCUUUUUUUUUCCCAGUAGGAGUGCCCACUGAUUAAAUUUCAUGGAAUAAUUGUCAGGGCACAGUUUUCUCAUUUCACCAGCAGGUACAACUUUUGUGAUGCCUCUAUCUGAUGAGAAGCACAUGAAGUAGAAUAUUUAAUAAUUAUCAUCCCCAUCUCCAAACAACUUUGAUGCAUAGGAACCAGUAUGCCUCCAAAGCGAGUUAAUCUCUACUUCCAAGGCUGCCUUUUUAAUUUACUCUUUAAUACAGCAGCUAAGUCUUCUCCCUCUUCCUUAAUACAAAGUUGAACAUGAUUAAUGAAAAAGUAUCAAGAGGGUCACAGCUCCAGCUCAUCAGUCAGGAGCCUGCAAGAAGUUCAGAGACAUUGGGAUUCUUCAGAUGUCUUGCUGAUACCUGCAACAUGGAAUCCACAUUGGAGUGACCAUUAUGGUGACAUGGUAUGAAGAUUCUGGAACUGGAAUUAUAAGAGAUGCACAUAAAUCAAGUUAAUAUUUUCAUGUAUUCAAACUGGGUACUGAACUCUAUUCUCGGAUAACUUGCCAUAUGGCAAGAUCUUGACCUGAGAUUGCUUGAAGAUAGAUGAUGUUGUGACUGCAUGUAUCUGUGUAAGGGAAUGCAUCACCAGGAAACUUAGGUCUACCUAUACUUUGACUGGACAGGGAUCUAAGUUGUUAGGUAUAUCACCUAUACUGUAUUUCAUCCACAAUAUGGUAUUGCUGCAUUUUUAAUUAAGGAAUAUUUCAUUCUGAAAACAGGAUGAAAAAUUGGAACUCCUAUCAUAUUUCACUAAUUCAGCAAGUAAUGAAAACUUGAACUUUGAAUUAGGACUUUAAGAAACAAUCUGAGUGAAGUUAGAUGUUUCUGGUGAAAGAUGGUCUGCUAGUUGAAGUUGUUCACUAAGUUACCAUUAAUAUUUGAAGGCUUCUUGUUCUUUCAGUACCAACAAGUGGGAUCAUUCAGUGUUUAAAGUGAACACAUUAAAAACUUACUAGGGAAACUUUGACCCCACUGGUGGGACUUCGCCUUUGGCAACUACAGAGUAGGCUUUCAGAUUGUGUUGAUCUAAUGCUUAGGCAAACAUGUAAUCCACAGAAAUAACUUGUUAAACUUGGUUUAUGUUGAAACCAUAGUGAGUAAACUACUACUCACAAACUGACUUAGCACUAGGUUGCUAUUAUCUAACUUUUUAAUAAACUUGGUUGUAUUGAUUGGAUUCAGCAAAUUAAACUUUUCAUUAUACUUCAAAAACAAGUUGAAUUAAAUCAAUGUUAUGUAUUAAGUGUAUUUAACUGGUUUAUCUUCCUAAAAUCCCUUAAGUUGUAUGGGCCUAUUAAACAUAAUGGUAUUAGAAAA
Molecule: messenger RNA, 3887 nt
Organism: Pelodiscus sinensis (Chinese soft-shelled turtle)
Lineage: Eukaryota; Metazoa; Chordata; Testudines; Trionychidae
Source: RefSeq, a predicted model, not a curated record